Lucilia sericata (common green bottle fly) is the source of this 669-nucleotide messenger RNA. RefSeq names its product prothoracicostatic peptide (gene Mip). Lineage: Eukaryota; Metazoa; Arthropoda; Insecta; Diptera; Calliphoridae. The record is from RefSeq and is a predicted model, not a curated record.
CCUUUAAAUCAAUCAACUAAAACACAAUGCAUAUGACAAUUUCCCUCAAUCAGCCUUGGGCCUAUUUGUUCACCCUACAAAUUUACUGGCUAUGACUCUACUAAGCACAAAUCUAGGAACGGUCUGUGCUAAUGCUGUUACUCCCGAAAUUCCCACAGUUAGCGACAAUGAAAAUGAAUUUAUGAUGGAUAAUGAUGAUGAUAUGGUGCAUUCAUGGGAUAAGAGAGAGGCACAAACAUGGGGUGAUUUAUGCAUCCAUGGGGUAAGAGGAAGCCAAUUUUUAGCGCCAUGAUGGAAAAUGGAGAAGUGGUGCCAGUAUUGGCAUUUUUUUGCAAAUCCCGCCGCUAACUAUGAAAACAAUGAUGUCGAAAAUGAGAAUAUUCUGAAUGAAAAGAGAGGUUGGAAGAAAAUGAAUGUUGCCUGGGGUAAGAGACGUAAUGCUGGACCCUACAUGAAUAGAGAUUUUGUACCUUCUGCUGCAGGCGCCAGUUCGUGGGGUAAACGUGAACCCAAUUAUAAUUUGAAGGGAAUGUGGGGCAAGCGGGCCGGCAAUAAGGAAUGGCGUAAAUUAGCUGGUAGCUGGGGUAAACGCUCAGGACAAUUAGCUGAAAAAACCAAUAAAUUCGGAAAAAACCAUAAGACAACAAGGAUUCUAUAUGUAAAGUAAUU